Triticum aestivum (bread wheat) is the source of this 960-nucleotide messenger RNA. Its product is annotated as proteasome subunit beta type-6-like. The record is from RefSeq and is a predicted model, not a curated record. NCBI's taxonomy places the organism in Eukaryota, Viridiplantae, Streptophyta, Magnoliopsida, Poales, Poaceae. Gene Ontology annotation, cellular component: proteasome core complex; cytoplasm. Bases 1 to 849 code for a protein of 282 amino acids. The transcript is spliced from 8 exons.
AUGAAGCCGGAGCACGUCGACAUGGUGGCCCCCGACGACGAGGCUGCCCUCAAAUGGGCGAAGGAGGACUACACCCACGAGCAGGUGCGCCACCAGCGUCGGGCAUGGAAGGAUCUCCGGGUCCACCCCCGCGCCGAGGAGGGUGGCCUCAUCGUCAUAGACAGCGAUGACGAGGGCGAGGUCGGGCCGUCAAGUGCCCCGCCACGUGUCGGCGACCCCGGCCAGGGCUGCAGCAGGGGCGUCGCAGGCGAGGAAUAUGUGGCAAACCGUGCUUCGGACAAGAUUAGUCAGCUCACUGAUAAUGUCUAUGUCUGCCGUUAUGGAUCUGCCGCUGAUACACAAGUUAUUUCAGAUUAUGUGCGCUAUUUUCUCCACCAACACACAAUUCAGCUUGGGCAACCAGCUACCGUGAAAGUCGCAUCCAACUUGGUUAGGUUGCUGGCCUAUCAGAACAAGAGCAUGUUGCAAGCGGGUAUGAUAGUUGGUGGAUGGGAUAAGUACGAGGGAGGCCAAAUUUACUCAGUCCCUCUUGGUGGAACAAUUCUGAGGCAACCAUUCGCAAUUGGAGGAUCUGGUUCCAGCUAUCUGUAUGGAUUGAUGGAUCAUGAAUGGAAAGAGGGGAUGACCCAGGAAGAAGCUGAGAAAUUUGUGGUGAAGGUGGUUUCCCUUGCCAUUGCACGUGAUGGUGCUAGUGGAGGGGUUGUUCGCACUGUUACUAUAAAUGAGGAGGGCGUGAAGAGGAGCUUCCAUCCCGGCGACAAGCUGCCGCUGUGGCAUGAGGAGAUGGAGCCCCAGAACUCGCUCCUCGACAUUCUCGCGGCCGGGAGCUCUGAUGCCAUGGUCCAGUGAGCCGUGCUUCCUACUGGUGCUUCCUACUGUGUCUUAUGAUGACUUGUUCUGAGUUUGAGCUUAAUGUCGUUAAGAAAUUGUGCCGAAUUGUUCCACACCAGCUUAUUUUCC